CAGAAGCUGACCCUUCGCCAAGAUGCCUUUGGUAAAGCGGAACAUUGAGCCGCGCCAUUUGUGCCGCGGAGCCCUUCCAGAUGGAGUGACCAGCGAGCUAGAAUGCGUCACCAACAGCACCUUGGCUGCCAUCAUUAAGCAACUGGGAAGCCUCAGCCGGCAUGCUGAAGACAUCUUUGGAGAACUCUUCAACGAAGCCAAUGGUUUCUACUUACGGAUGAAUUCCCUCCAGGAGCGAGUGGACCUUCUGGUCAUCAAGGUCACUCAGCUGGACUCCACGGUGGAGGAAGUCUCGUUGCAGGACAUCAACAUGCGGAAGGCAUUCAAAAGCUCAACCAUCCAGAACCAGCAAGUGGUGUCCCGCAACUCGAUCCCUAACCCUGUGAUGGAGAUGUACCAGCGCUGCGACAAACCUCCGCCUCUCAACAUCCUCACUCCAUAUCGGGAUGAUAAGAAAGACGGUUUGAAAUUCUACACUGAUCCUUCAUAUUUCUUCAACUUGUGGAAAGAGAAGAUGUUGCAAGCCACGGAAGACAAGAGGAAAGAGAAACGCAGGCAGAAGGAGCAGCGCUUGGUGGAGGACUCCACUCGGGAAGUGAAGAAAGUGCGGAAGGCACGCAACCGCCGCCUGGAGUGGAACAUGAUGGCCUAUGAUAAGGAGUUCCGUCCCGAUAACAGGUUCUCCCCAUCCCCAUAUCACAUGGCCUCAUCGGAAGGAUCACUGUCCCCCGACAAUAGAUCGUAUGCCUCCGAUGCCGCUGACCACUCUUACCCGGCCAGCCCUAACCACCCUGCCCAGCAGAUACUAGCCCCGGGCUCCCACCUGGCAGCGGACAGCAAGGAGGUCCUUCUGGUGGCUCACCAAGCCCAGGAGCAUGUCUACCGAGCCCCCACAGCCGGCAGCCGCCAGAACAGCCUCAGCCGAGCCCAGCAGCCUCAUGUGCCGCAGCCAGCAGAGACUAUGCUCAAUGGACCGCGGCCUCAGAUAGUCAAGGAUUACGGGUACGGAUUCCUGCCUCCUUUCUUUCCUCCAUGAAGGGUUGUGCCGUUGGGCUCGUAUGUGGUCCAGAGGACACAGUUGGCUCACCCCUGGUCUCAUCCUGCAGAUACGGAAUUCUGUAUCCCUGAA
Messenger RNA from Anolis sagrei ordinatus, 1129 nucleotides. The record is from RefSeq and is a predicted model, not a curated record. Lineage: Eukaryota; Metazoa; Chordata; Lepidosauria; Squamata; Anolidae.